UCAUCGCAGGGAAAGAUCGGGCAGAGCCGGAGAGACUAGAUCCAGCAGGUGCGCUUGGCAGGGCAUAUAACCUACAGAAGAACCUAAACUGCAAAUUGGUACAUCACUUCGUGUUGGUUAAAACAAUGAGCCAAUAUUCCUCAAAGUAAGCUCCAGAAAAGCAGAAACAGCAGCAGCAUUUCAUUAACGGAUAUUUAGUACCAAGGAAUAAAAUGAAGAAUAAUUUCUGGUGUAAAUUGUGUGUUUGUAUUUUGAUUUCAUUAAAGUUGGUUUCUUUAACAUUAAUGCUGUACUACAAAGGUGGUGCACAAAGUCAAGCUGUUAAAUACAGGUUACCCAACCACAUCAAAUGCCCCUCCAUCGGCUUCAAUUAUGGUAGAAAUGGUCACAAUCUCAUUAACAAUAAUAUAACUAUUUUCUUUGUGGAGACCUCCGACCAAACCAACCCAACUUUUUUGUCCAUGUGUUCUGUGGAAUCUGCAGCAAGAGCUCAUCCCAGAACCAAAAUUGUUCUUUUCAUGAAGGGUCUUUCAGCUAUGAAAAAUACACAAACCUUAGGGAUUUCCUUGUUGAACUGUUUUCCUAAUGUCGAGAUCAGGCCAUUAGAUUUGAAAGAACUUUUUGCAGAUACUCCAUUGUCUUUAUGGUAUACAAGACUGCACCAAUGGUUGCAACCCUAUCUAAUACCAGUUAUGUCUGAUGCCUGCAGACUUGUCCUCAUGUGGAAAUUUGGUGGGAUUUACUUAGACACUGACAUUAUUGUUCUUAAAAACUUACUAAAUCUCACCAACAGCAUUGGCAGAGAACAACAAUAUUUACUGAAUACAGCCUUUUUGGCUUUUGAUCAGCGCCAUGACUUCAUUGGGCAGUGUUUGAUGGACUUUGUUGAGCAUUACAAUGGAUGGAUCUGGGGCCACCAGGGGCCUCAGUUAGCAACUCGUGUUUUUAAAAAGUGGUGUCAAAAGAAGAGCAUAACCAAGAUUCAACAGUGCAAAGGAGUGAGGAUGUUACCUCCUGAGGCUUUCUAUCCAAUUCAUUGGCAGGACUGGAAAAAAUACUUUGAGGUGAUGAGUAAACCUGAGGCUCAGAAGUUACUGAAGAAUUCUUAUGCUGUGCAUAUAUGGAACAAAAUGAGUAGUGGAACCAGAUUUCAAACAGGAUCUAAAGUGAUGAUUGACCAGCUCAGCUCAGUCUACUGUCCAGUCUCAUACAAAAUAAUGAGCUGGCAAGAACAUGUAUAACACUGACAAUAAAGCAAUAAUAGUGAGCUUUAAAGGUACCAAUAUUCAAAUCAGAUUGAAAUUAAACCAUGCAUUUUAAAGUUGUAUUGACUAUAUAUUUAUCAAUACUACAGAGACACUGGCUGUUAAUCUUGUAUAUAAAACUGUGGUACUAAUAAAUGUUGUAAUUUUGCAGAGCCAAA
This is a messenger RNA of Carcharodon carcharias (great white shark), 1423 nucleotides long. Its product is annotated as lactosylceramide 4-alpha-galactosyltransferase-like. Gene Ontology annotation, biological process: protein O-linked glycosylation. Gene Ontology annotation, molecular function: acetylglucosaminyltransferase activity. The record is from RefSeq and is a predicted model, not a curated record. The transcript has 2 exons. The coding region runs from base 213 to 1241 and encodes 342 amino acids. NCBI's taxonomy places the organism in Eukaryota, Metazoa, Chordata, Chondrichthyes, Lamniformes, Lamnidae.